This is a messenger RNA of Rotaria sordida, 1602 nucleotides long. Lineage: Eukaryota; Metazoa; Rotifera; Eurotatoria; Philodinida; Philodinidae. The record is from the annotation of a GenBank genome assembly.
AUGGAACAUUUCUGGGCUCGAUUAAACGAUUUACCUGAUGAGAUAAUUAUGAUUAUUUUGAAAAAAUUAUACAAUGUCGAAGUGCUCUACUAUUUCAUAGGUGUUAAUAAACGACUCAAUACAAUUGCACAUGAUUCAAUUUUUUCAAGUUGUUUGAACUUAUAUCAAUAUUUUUCGGAUGAUGAUUACAUCUGUCCAUUACCAGAUCCAAUGCUUAAUCGAUUUUGUUCACAAAUUUUACCUGAAAUUCAUCAUAAAAUCCAAUGGCUUAAUCUUGAAUCAUCGUCUAUGAAACGUAUUCUUUCUGCUACAAAUUAUCCAAAUUUAUAUGGACUUGGUCUAUAUGAUAUUAAUGUAGAAGUAGCUCCAUCGCUCUUUACUGACGAAAGUUUUUUCAAUCCUCUCUUCAAAAAUCAAAUCUUAUCGCUUGUUAUUGAUAUUGUGGAAAAUAACGAACAAAGUUUAUCAGAAUAUAUGAAUAUAUUUAUAUUUACACAAAUCUUUACUAUGUUCCCCAAUUUAAAAUAUCUAAAUUUUGGUCCAUCUUCAAUUUUCUAUCACCGAUUAUCAUUUGGUAUUUCACCUCCAACUAUUAUCUCUUCAACUCUCUUAGAAUUACAUGUCCGUUUGGAUGAUUUUAUUGAUUGUCUUUAUUUACUUGAUGGACGUUUCAAUCAACUUCAUUCAUUUCAUGUUCAUAUUCAUUUCAUUUUCACUGUAGAUACAACAAUCAAUAAUAAGGAAAAAUUAUCUAGUUUAAAAUGUUUUUCUCUUCAGAGUGAUAGAGAUAUAUAUGGUUAUAAAACAUUAAUUCUACCACUUCUAUAUCGAAUGAUCAAUUUAGAAAAACUUGAUUUACAUCUUAUGAUCCAAUGUAAUGAAGAAUUUGUUGAUAGUAAUGAUUUGAAGAAAAAUAUUAUCAAUCGAAUACCAGGAUUAAAAAAUUUUGUAUUUAACAUACGUUCAAUGAGAUAUCUUUGUGAUGAAAUUCGUUUACCAUUAAAUGAAGAUAUUCAACACACAUUCAAUAGUUUUCAAAAUAAUCAAAUUAUUUCUUAUGUUAAUUAUUUUCCUGAGGCAGGACACAGUGAAUAUCACAUUUAUUCAUGUCCAUAUAAAUUAAAAUUUUAUAGAAAUAUUACAAAUAAUUUUCCAGGUGGAUUAUUUAAAUAUGUUACUGAAGUGUUACUAUUUGAUGAACAACCUUUUGAACAUGAAUUCUUUCUUCAAAUUGCUCACUCAUUUCCAUUUAUGAAAGAAUUAACUGUAAUUAAUCAAAAACCACAAAACAAAAAACAAUAUGAAAAUUUCAAAAAUUACGAUCAAACUUUAUCAAUUAUCAAAUAUCCUCAUCUUAUUCUACUUAAUCUAACUCGUGUUCAUGAUGAUUAUAUUGAACAAUUUCUGUUUGAUACGAAAAUGUGUUUGUCGAAUAAUGUUUAUCUUAUUAUUGAUUAUCAAUCACUGGCAAGAGUGACACACAAUUUUCAAAGAAAUAUAACACGAAUCAAUUGUGCAAAGUUACGUUAUUUACGUCUACAUGGUGAAUGUACGAUUCUUAAACAUGUAAAAGACUAUUUUCCUUACACAGAGAUAUGCUAA